This is a messenger RNA of Symbiodinium natans, 219 nucleotides long. Lineage: Eukaryota; Dinophyceae; Suessiales; Symbiodiniaceae. The record is from the annotation of a GenBank genome assembly.
AUGAGAAGACCUGGAGAGGCCCUCGACAAUGCUCUUCAGGCUCUGGAGAUCAUAAAGGAUCUUGAGGACCUACCCUGGGAGGCUGUUAUGCUGCACUCUGUGGCUGCUUUGCGCUGUGCCACGAAGCAGUACCCAGAAGCGCUCCAAGCAGCCCAGGAGGCAAUCUGGAUCCUGGAAGACAUUGGAGACCGAAGUGGGCAGGCUGGCCUCUGUCUGUGA